GCAGCUUUUCCUGUUCCCUGAUCCAGUCACUUCAGCCCACUUCCCUACCGACCCUCCUCGUGCCCAUCCGCCCCGACUCCCCUUCCCACCUCGCGAGCUCCCUCGCCUCGUCGCCAGCUCGAAGACGGAGAGCUCGCCUCGUCUGCUCUGCCUCCCUUAUCGUGCCCUAACCCUCGAAUCCAGGCGGGGUGGUUCCUCAGAGGUGGCGUCGCGGCGAUGGACAUGGAGACGGAGCCGCGGGCGAAACCCUUGUCCUACAAGAUUAAAGCCAUGUCCCGCGAGUCGCCGUCGCAGAAAGCGUCCAACGUCCUCGACCCUGACCUCCGCACUCACUGGUCCACCGGCACCAACACAAAGGAGUGGAUCCUCCUCGAGCUCGACGAAGCUUGCUUACUGUCCCAGAUAAGGAUCUAUAAUAAGUCUGUGCUUGAGUGGGAGAUCACUGUUGGGUUGCGCUUUAAGUCUGAUUCUUCUCAGCCUGACACAUUUUUAAAAGUUCGUCCACGUUGUGAAGCUCCAAGAAGAGAGAUGAUAUAUCCGAUGAACCAUACACCAUGUCGUUAUGUGAGGAUAUCUUGUUUGCGAGGAAACCCAAUAGCUAUAUUUUUUAUCCAGCUAGUAGGAGUGACCGUCACUGGACUAGAACCAGAGUUUCAACCUAUAGCUAAUUACUUGCUACCAAAUAUUGUAUCACAUAAGCAUGAUUGUCAGGAUAUCCAUCUUCAGCUGCUUCAAGAUGUGGCAAAGCAUCUGUUGUUUUUUCUUCCUCAACUUGAGACAGAUCUUACCAAUUUCUCUGAUGCUGCAGAGACUAGCAUACGUUUUUUUGCAAUGCUUGCUGGUCCAUUUUAUCCAAUUCUCCAUCUUUCUAGUGAAAGGAAUGCUUCAACUACAUUGCUUUGUUUGUCUGAUUUAGAUGCAUCUAAAAGUAACCCAUCAUCUACUUUGACAGUGUCAUCGAACUUUGAGGCACAACCCAGGCGAUCACGCAGUCCACCCUUUCCUGAAAUUGCUUCUAGCUCUAUAGUGUUUCGACCUGAUUCUGUCAUAGCCCUGUUAAGGAAAGCUUACAAGGAUUCUUAUCUUGGAAUUGUUUGCCGUAAAGCCUCAAAGGCAAUACACAGGCUUAUGGAGACAAGUAAGCUCUCAGGGGAAGGAAGCUAUGUUGAUGACUCCACUUUAUCUUCAGUUUCUGAGGAGAUUGUCAAGAGUGAAGCCAACAGUCAUGUUGAGCUAACUGAUUACUCAACCUUGUUUGGGCCAGAACUUAAAUUACCUGAUGACCAAUGGGAUGCUUCUUACUUGAAUGUGUUGGAUGUUGCUGCAGUUGAAGAAGGCAUUCUCCAUGUCCUAUUUGGAUGUGCUUCACAACCUCUCCUAUGUUGCAAAUUGGCAGACAGUAAUUCAAAUUUUGGCCCCAUUUUCCCACUGAUACAAGCUCUGCUUCCAGCACUUCGCCCUCCAAUCAGCAGCCCCCUUGAUCAAGUUGAUGACAGUUUUUCACAGUGGAAACAUCCUUCUGUGCAUCGCGCUCUUUCUCAGAUAAUGACUAUGUCAUCAUCAUCAGUAUAUCAUCCUCUUCUUCAUGCUUGUGCGGGAUACCUGUCUUCUUUUCUAUCAUCUCAUGCAAAAGCAGCUUGUGUGCUUAUUGAUCUAUGUUCCGGACCUUUAUCACCAUGGAUACCUACAAUUACUGCAAAGGUUGAUCUUGCAAUUGAACUCAUAGAGGACCUCUUGGGUGUUAUUCAGAAUGCUCCCCAAUCUAUUGCUCGUGCUCGCUCUGCACUGAAGUAUAUCUUGUUGGCCAUCUCUGGACAUGUGGAUGAUGUGCUAGCAAAAUAUAAGGAACAUAAACAUAGGCUGCUGUUUCUUUUUGAGAUGCUAGAGCCUUUCCUCUAUCCUUUGAUUGCUGGAAAAAGGAAUACAAUUUCUUUGUUAGAUGCUUCUUCACAUUUGGCAAAACAGGAGAACUGUUUCAUUGCACUCAAUAUUAUACGCACAGCUUUGCAAAGGCCUGCUAUUCUCCCUUCAGUCGAAUCUGAGUGGAGACGUGGAUCGGUUGGACCAAGUGUGCUUCUUUCUGUUCUGGUUCCACAGUUUCCAUUACCAUUAGACAUUGACAUUUGCAAAUUUUCAAAUCCCAAAGUUGCUAGUCAAGAUUCUUUCUCUGUUUCUUCUCCUAGCAUUUCCUGUAGUCCUGAUGAGGCUAAUGGAAAGAAUGAUGUAAAUGAAGCCGCGGCAAAAAAGAAUGCGUUUGAAGAUGCUGACCUAUUGUUUGUCCCUAUUGAAUUGACACAAGCUGUGUUGACAAGUACUUCCAACUAUCUUGCCGAGGACAAUGUGAAUUUGAAUUCUGAUUGCAGCAAUAAUGAGGCAAAAAAGAUAUCAAAGAACAAUUUUCAGUUGAAUACUGGUUUCUUUGCUGAUUACUUCUAUUCACAGGCAGAUUAUCUGCAACUUGUGAAUCAUCAAGAUUCAGUAUUUCGGGCUUCAGAAUUUGAACGGUUGGCAUCCGACUUCUGUUCAGAGGUCAACAGAACACCAGAAAGCCAUGAAGCUAUAAUAGAUGCAUUGCUCUUAGCUGCAGAGUGUCAUGUCAAUCCAUUUUUUAUGAUGUCUUAUGGAUGUAACUCGAAACUUGUCAAUGAGUUGAAAACGGUUGAAUCUAGUUUAAAGGAAAACAGUGGAGUAAUUGAGUUAAAUAAGGGCCUGAAAAAUAAUGUAGAUCUGGAGACCAUAGCUCAUCUUGAAAGGAAAAGGGACUUAACUGUUCUACAAAUUUUACUCCGUGCUGCUAAACUUAAUAUUGAAUUUUUGAAUAAUUUGUCACUUUCUCAACCUCAGUUAGAUGAUCCUCAAGAUAAUGAACAGGUUGUGCAAAUAUCAACAUUGGACACUGAAUCAGUUGAUGCAGUAACAUUUGUUAGACAGAAUCAGACAAUACUAUGUUGUUUUAUAGUUGGACAAUUGAGAAGGGAGCAACAAUCAUCACAUGAAACCCUUCUACAUAGUCUCCUCUUUCUACUUCAUUCUGCAACUGAGUUAUCUUGUCCUCCUGAGGUUGUAAUUGACAUCAUACUGCACUCAGCUGAAAAACUUAAUCUAGAAGUUACAUCUUUGUACAUGCAAGUGAACACCGGAAAUAGAGUGACCGAAACAGAAAAGUUGCACAGAUUGCAAAGGCGUUGGACCCUUCUUCAAAAAUUGGUGAUAGCAUCUUCUGGCAAUGGGGAGAUGGAUCACAUUUGUGGAGUCCAUAGUGGUUUUAUGUACAGAAAUUUAGUCCCACCUUUCUCGUGGACUCAGAAAAUAUCUAGAUUUGCAAGUUCUACAUUACCCCUUGCAAGAUUUCUAGGAUGGCUUGCGGUUUCUCGAAAUGCCAAGCAAUGCUUGAAGGAACACCUGUCUCUUGUCUCUGAUCUUUCUGAAAUUUCAUCGAUAUUGUCAAUUUUUGCCGAUGAGUUGGCACUUACUGAAAAUUUACAGAACAGGAAAGCUGAUACAGCACUAUUACAUCCAUUGGACACCAAAAAACACUUGCAACUUGAUAAAGAUUUUGAAUCCUCUAAUCAGUUAGACGCUCAACUAUCCUUCCAAGUACUUUUUCCUCACCUGCAUAUGUUCUUUCCGAACAUGAGAAGCCAGUUUGGUGAGUUUGGAGAGAUUAUUUUGCAAGCUGUUGGGUGGCAACUCAAAUGUCUUCCUUCCAGUGUCGUGCCUGAUUUACUCUGCUGGUUUGCUGAUUUGUGUUUGUGGCCAUAUCUCAAAACAUUAAAAGGCCAUCUUUGUGUUGCAAAAGAUGCUAACUCUUUGAAAGGUUAUGCUGCUAGAAAUGCUAAAGCAGUUCUCCUUUAUGUGCUUGAAUCAAUUAUUGUUGAACACAUGGAGGCAUUAACACAUGAAAUGCCCAGGGUAGCUCAUAUAUUGAUGUCAUUUUGUAGAGCCCCAUAUUGUGAUGUUGCUUUUCUUGACUCUGUUCUCUCUCUAUUGGGGCCACUAAUUUCCUACUUUCUGCGGAUAAUUUGCAUCAAUGAGAAGCACUUGUCUGAAGCAUCACUUGAAGAGGACUUUGAGUUGUCAAACUUUGAAGAACUGUUUAGCAAUAUUAAGUGUAGAAAGGGAUCUAAUGGGCUUACUGAAGAGAAGAACAUUCAUGGACCUUUGAUGAUUGUCAUUUUAGGUCAUCUGUUCCCUGAUCUGUCCUUCAGGAGGAAAAAAGAAGUAAUAGAGUCUUUGUUAUUGUGGGUUGAUUUUACUACUUCAGAGCCCAUACCUUUUAUCUAUGAUUAUAUCUGUGCUUUUCAGAAAUUCAUUAAUAGUUGUCUAAUUUUAGUAACGUUAGUUCUGAAGUCAUUUGGUUUCCAUCACCGAGCCAAUAGUAAACAGUCAACUGAAGGGGGUCAAAAAAUCAGAACUGAUAAUGCCUUAAAUUAUGAGACCGAUUCACUAGAACUUCCUGAUUAUGAUAUAAACAGGUCGUCUGAAACAUAUGACAGUGUUGGCAUUGAUGCUGGUGUUGAAGUGGUCCAUAGUCUCUCUGCUGAUGAAGUUGAGGAAUUCACGAACUUACUAGAGAAGUUCAUUUCUGGGCUUUUUCCAGCUGUUGAAGCUAGUUGGAAAGUGCAUCAUAAGUUGGCAACAAGGCUAACAUUUACAUCAGCCAAAUGCUUAUUAUUGUCAAAAUUCUUGUAUUACUUCAUUCAUGACAAAAGUAGGGAAGGGGAUGAUGGCGGCAUACAUCAAACCAGUUUAAAUGACCAUUCAUCUAAAUACUGGGUGAAAGCUCUUGAAGGACUUAUAGAAACUGUCUCAUCAAGUCAAGCUAAUCAUUGUUGGCAAGUAGCACUGGUCAUGCUUGAUUUCCUAUUCAAGUUACCUAAGAACAUUAGCUUUUUCACUGUUGUCUCUCCUGUAUGCGUUUUGAUCAAGAAGUUCUGUUGUCAUGCACCAAAAAUUUCAUGGCGUUUGCAGAGUGAUAAAUGGAUUUCAUAUUUAUUUGAAAGGGGAAUUGAUAAUCUUAGUGGAAAUGAGGCUACAUUAGUGGACUUAUUCUGCACAUUGCUGGGUCAUUCAGAACCAGAACAACGAGCUGUUGCAUUGCAGCAUCUUGGAAGAAUUAUUGGCCUGAACAACUUUAAUAGUUUGAUUGAACUUCCUUAUUCAGUUAAACAAAGUCUGAUUCAAUCUCAAUCGCUAGGGACUAUUCCUGAUUCUGUAAUUUCCAUUUUGGUUACACAGACAUGGGAUAGAGUGACUGUGGUAGCACUGUCAGACCCUUCAAUGUUGUUGAGGACACAUGCAAUGGUUCUGUUACUAGCCUUCCUUCCUUUUGCUGAGAGAAAGCAAGUGCAAUCCAUUCUUGUAGCCACUGAUUCCAUUCUUAGAGGUGUAGGCAAAAUAAACAAUUCAGUGGAAACGGGUGAGUUGACAAGGCUUUCAUUGCAUAUUCUAGCAAGUGCAUGUCUUUAUUCUCCUGCGGAGGACAUUACUUUAGUACCUGAAACUGUUUGGAGAAACCUGGAGAAAAUGGGAACGUCAAAAACAGGAAUGCUUAAUGACUUGGAAAAAAGUUUGUGCUCAGCUUUGUGUAAGCUUAGAUGUGAAUCUGACGAUGCGAAACUGGCUUUACAAGAGCUACUGUCAUCUGGCUCCGCUUGGAAACAAACUGAUCCUAAAUUCACAACCAUUCGGGAGUCUAUUCUUCAGGUGCUGUCAUCUCUGACUUCCAUCCAAUCCUACUUUGACUUUUUCUCGGAGAGAGUUGUUCUGCAGGCUCAGGAACUUGAAGAAGCUGAAAUUGAAGUAGAGCUUCUUAAAAAAGAAGUAGCAUCUGAGGAUGCAUCUGCCUCUCAGCUAGAAGUUGACACAUCACAAACUACUGAGAAGGAGAAUAAUCGUCUUCAACAAAUUAAGGAUGAAGUUAGAUCAUUAGAGAGGGCUAAAAUUAGAGAAGAAGUGGUAGCCCGCAGACAAAAAAAGCUUCUAAUGAGACAUACUCGCCAAAAACGCUUAGAAGAGGCAGCUUUGAGGGAAAUGGAACUUCUUCAAGAACUUGACAGAGAGAGGAACAGCAAAGUGGAGCGGGAUGUUGAGAGACAGCGGGAGUUGGAGCUUGAACGUGCAAGAACUAGGGAAUUACAAUACAAUCUUGAUAUGGAAAAGGAAAGGCAGAUACAGAAAGAGAUUCAAAGGGAACUGGAGCAGGUCGAGUCUGGUGUUCGUCCUUCCCGUAGAGAAUUUUCAUCUAAUCCGAACAGUCGGUCUAGGGAAAGAUAUCGUGACAGAGACGAUGGCAGAUCUAGACAAGAAGCAAACAUAAAAUCCAGCAACAGAGGCCAUGAUGGUGGAACUUCCCAGACAACAUUAGCAGUCUCUGCUGGAGCACCUUCAGGACCAACUGUAGUUCUCACCGGAUCUCGAAUAUAUACAGGUCAACCUCUGACAAUUUUGCAGUCGAGGGAUCGUUCAUCAGAACGUGCUCCAAGUUACGAAGACAGCAUUGAGGGGAACAGGGAUUCAGGUGAUACAAGCAGCAUUGGUGACUCUGAGCUAGGCUUGGCCUUUGAUGGAUCACCUGGUGGCUUUGGCUCAGCUCCCAGACACGGAUCACGAGGGAGCAAGUCAAGGUCGAUUGUCGAACGGAGAGAACGGGAUGGAAGGCGAGAAGGAAAGUGGGAAAGAAAACACUCUUGAAUCCUCAACUUAGGAAUUUCAAUCAGGCCUUGCACAGUCAAUACCCGAGGGAAGGAUAAAUGGCCAAGUUGCAGAUUCCACAUGCCCUGUGAAAUCAGCACCUCACGACGAUCCCUAAUCUUGUGGCGGCAUCAUAACAGCUAUUUUUUCGAUCCUUCUCUUGUUUCAAUGGCAAAUAUAUGCUCAUGUUCCUUCUGGAAAUUCAUGUAAUUCCAAAACUUUUGGCAUUCUGUCUUCUAGGAUUUGCUUUUACCAAAUUAUCUGAAGCACUAACCAAAUAUUAGAAUCAGAAAAAGGAAGGAAAGAUGAACUGUCAUUAGUAAAAUUAACAUUGUUCGCUGAGUCAUCUCACAGGAAUACACAGCUCUAAACAAGGCAAACUGACAAGUUUAUGAGCUUUUUCUUGGUUUGAUUGUCGAUUUAAGAUCAUUAUGUUCUUAUUGCUUAAGUACAAUGUUAGACCAUUUGGAUAGCUAAUUCUAGAUUUUGCUCGCAUAAACGCUUUGUUAUUAUAAAGUUUUAGGAAGAUAAUAUUUUAGUAUGUC
Molecule: messenger RNA, 7238 nt
Organism: Zingiber officinale
Lineage: Eukaryota; Viridiplantae; Streptophyta; Magnoliopsida; Zingiberales; Zingiberaceae
Exons: 26
Coding region: 217-6693 (2158 amino acids)
Biological process (GO): single strand break repair
Cellular component (GO): nucleus
Molecular function (GO): damaged DNA binding
Source: RefSeq, a predicted model, not a curated record